Blastocystis hominis is the source of this 5265-nucleotide messenger RNA. RefSeq lists its product as hypothetical. The transcript has a single exon. Gene Ontology annotation, cellular component: clathrin coat of trans-Golgi network vesicle; clathrin complex; clathrin coat of coated pit. The coding region runs from base 1 to 5217 and encodes 1738 amino acids. Lineage: Eukaryota; Bigyra; Opalinata; Blastocystidae. Gene Ontology annotation, molecular function: structural molecule activity; clathrin light chain binding. Gene Ontology annotation, biological process: intracellular protein transport; receptor-mediated endocytosis. The record is from RefSeq and is a predicted model, not a curated record.
AUGGAGUCUGAAAAAUAUAUCUGCAUUCGUGAGGACGGAGCGCAGGGAGCCUCUCUGACCGUUGUGGAUCUGACCAACAACAACGAGGUUUCCCGUAUUCCCAUGGGUGCUGAGUCCACGAUUAUGAACCCUGAGUCGAAGAUGGUUGCGCUGCGCAAGGGACUCGCUCUUCAGGUGUUCAAUCUGGAGACCAAGUCGAAGGUGUCUUCUUUCAAGCUUCCUGACAACAGCGCCGUGGUCUACUGGUGCUGGGUGGACGCCAAGACCAUUGCGAUCGUCACUCAGACCAGCGUGUUCCACUGGAGCAUUGAGGGAGAGAGCAACCCCCGCAAGGUGAUGGACCGUCAUCCCAACCUUGCUCAGUGCCAGAUCAUCAACUACCGCGUGAGCCCCGACCAGAAGUGGUGCAUGCUGAUCGGUCUCGGCAAGGGUGCUGAGAACAGCAUUGCCGGAACGAUCCAGCUGUACUCCGUGGACAACAAGAAGUCCCAGGUGAUUGCUGGAUUCUGCGGAGGCUUCCUGAACGUGGACAACCAGACGGCCAAGGGCCAGCUGUUCACCUUCAUCAUGAAGGAGGGACCCCGUGCCAACUGCAAGUUCCAGGCUACGGAGAUCGGCAAGGCGGGCGGUUUCAAGGUGAAGCCCGUGGAGUUCGCGUUCCCCGCGGAGGCUGCCCAGGACUUCCCUGUGUGCAUGGAGAUCGAUGAGCCUCGCUGCCUGGCGUACAUGAUGACCAAGAUGGGUUACGUGUACAUGUUCGAUAUCAUGACCGGCACUCUGCUGUUCCGCUCGCGCAUCAGCCCCGAGCCGAUCUUCCUCACCACCAAGGUGGCGACCGGUGGUAUCAUCGGCCUCACCUCGGGCAAGGGAGGCAUCAUGAAGGUGACUCUGAACGAGGCCAACCUGGUCCCCUUCGUCAUGAACGGACUGAAGCAGACCAACCUGGCUUUGGAGCUGGCGUGCCGUCUGAACCUCUCUGGCGCGGACGACAUCUUCAUGAACCAGUUCUCCGCCAUGAUCCAGCAGGGCAACAUCAAGGGAGCUGCUCGCGUGGCCUUCAAGUCGCCGAAGAACCUGAUCCGUAACGAGAACACGAUCCGCAGACUGCAGCAGAUGCCCGCUGCUCCCGGCCAGCAGCCUCCGUUCGUGGCCUACAUCGGCGCCAUUCUGGAGCUGGGACGCCUGAACGAGAUCGAGACGCUGGAGUUCAGCAAGAUCAUUCUGCAGCAGGGAAAGAAGCAGAUCAUCGAGAAGUGGGUGAAGGAGGACAAGAUCACCUGCUCGGAGGCGCUCGGCGAUAUGGUGGCGACGCAGGACGUGCGUCUGGCCAUGGCCAUCUACUACAAGGGCAAGUGCCACGAGAAGGUGGUUGCUUCGCUGGUGCGCGCUCAGCAGUACGAGAAGGUGCUGCAGUACUGCCAGCAGAACGACUACCAUCCCGACUACAACGCCCUGGUGCGCAACAUGAUUUCCCAGGACGCCAAGGCCGCUGAGGGCUUCGCCAAGAUGCUCGCGCAGAGCCAGGCCGACAAGAUCGACAUCCAGGGAAUUGCCGACGCCUUCUACACCAUGGGAUACGUGCAGGAGUGCACCGGCUUCCUGCUGGAGGUGCUGACCAAGAGAGGCGAUCUGCCCGAGGAUGCUGCGCUCCAGACCCGCGUGCUGGAGAUCAACCUGUCCAGCGGCAACACGCAGGUGGCCGAGGCCAUCCUGUCCAACAAGAUGUUCUCGCACUUCGACAAGCCCAAGAUUGCCGAGCUGUGCGAGCGCGCCGGACUCUACCAGUCCGCUCUGUCCCUGUACACGGACCUGGACGCCAUCAAGCGUGUGGUCGUGAACACCCACAUGAUCAAGCCCGAGUUCCUGGUGCAGUACAUCGGUGAGCUGCCCGCCGAGCAGGCGAUUGAGGUGCUGCGCACCCUGAUGUCCUACAACUCCUCCAACGUGCGUCUGGUGGUGCAGGUGGCUCAGAAGUACUCGCAGAACAUCGGCGUGGAGCCUCUGAUCGCCCUGUUCGAGGAGUUCUCCUCUACCGAGGGUCUCUUCUACUUCCUGGGCGCCAUCGCCUUCACCUCGACCGACGGCAACGUGCAGCUGAAGUUCAUCGAGGCCGCCACCAAGAUGGGUCAGUACAAGGAGGUGGAGCGCAUGUGCCGCGAGGGAUCUGCCUACGAUCCGAAGGAGGUCAAGGCCUUCCUGAUCGACUCGAACCUGCCCGAUCCUCUGGCGCUGAUUCACCUGUGCAACCGCUUCGACAUGAUCGAGGACAUGACGCAGUACCUGUACGAGCAGCACCUGAACAAGUACAUCGAGGCCUUCGUGCAGAAGGUCGCGCCCGCGAAGACCCCCGUGAUCAUCGGCAAGCUGAUCGACAUGGACGCCUCGGAGGACUUCAUCCAGUCCCUGCUGAACAGCGUGAUGGCCAUGUGCCCGAUCGCUCCUCUGGUGGACGUGUGCGAGGCGCGCAACCGCCUGCGCAUGAUCCAGCCCUGGCUGGAGGCUCGUCUGCGCGAGGGAAGCGUGGAUCCCGAGCUGCACAACGCCAUCGGAAAGAUCUACAUCAGCAACAACCAGAACGCCCAGGAGUUCCUGCUGAAGGACCAGUACUACAACAGCAAGGUGAUCGGUCAGUUCUGCGAGAAGGUCGACCCGUUCCUGGCGUUCCUGGCGUACCGCCGUGCCAACGGAGCCUGCGACGACGAUCUGAUCCGCGUGACCAACGAGAACGGUCUGUUCAAGGACCAGGCGCGCUACCUGGUGGAGCGCAUGGACGACAAGCUGUGGGGCAUGGUGCUGACUCCCGAGAACGAGCACAAGAAGGAGCUGGUCGACCAGAUCGUGAACACGGCGCUGCCCGAGUGCAAGAACCCCGAGAUGGUGAGCCGCACCGUCAAGGCCUUCAUGGAGGCGGACAUGCCCGACGCUCUGCUGGAUCUGCUGGAGCGCCUGGUGCUGCAGGGAACGGAGUUCGGCCGCAACAAGUCGCUGCAGAACCUGCUGAUCAUCACCGGACUCAAGGCUUCUCCGGAGCGCGUGCCCGACUACAUCGAGCGUCUGGACAACUACGACGCUCCCCAGCUGGCGCAGCACUGCCUGGAGAAGGGCCAUCCCGAGGAGGCCUUCCUGAUCUACAAGAAGGUGAACAUGCCCGUGGAGGCCGUGACCGUCCUGAUCCAGAACAUCAAGGACAUCGACCGCGCCGUCGAGUUCGCCGAGCGCAGCCAGAACCCCAUGGUGUGGUCGAAGGUGGCCAAGGCCCAGCUCGACUUCAACCAGGUCGACCAGGCCAUCGAGGCGUACAUCAGCGCCCAGGAUCCUUCCACCUUCAUGGAUGUCAUCACCGCCGCGGAGCGUGACGGAAAGUACGAGAGUCUGGUGAACUACCUGCUCAUGGUGCGCAAGACCAUGAAGCAGGCCCGCGUGGACUCGUCUCUGGCCUACGCCUACGCCAAGCUCGACCGCCUGAACGACCUCGAGGAGUUCCUGAGCGCGCCCAACGCCGCCCAGAUCCAGGUCAUCGGCGACCGCUGCUUCAACGAGAAGAUGUACGAGGCCGCCCGCAUCCUCUACGAGAACGUGGGCAACACCGCCAAGCUGGCGUCCACCUACAUCUGCCUCAAGAAGUACCGCGAGGCCGUGGAUGUCGCCCGCAAGGCCAGCAACAUCCGCACCUGGAAGGAGAUCCUGGAGGCCUGCUUGGCCGCCGAGGAGUACAAGCUCGCCAUGACCUGCGCGCUGAACAUCAUCUCCUCGCCCGAUCACCUGGAGUCCGUGAUCGCUGCCUACGAGAAGAGAGGUCUGUACGAGGAGCUGAUCAAGAUCAUGGAGCAGGGACUGGGACUGGAGAACGCCCACACCGGCAUCUUCACCGAGCUGGCCGUGCUCUACACCAAGUACGCGGAGGACAAGACCAUGGAGCACAUCAAGGUGCACUGGAACCGCAUGCAGAGCGCCAAGGUCAUCCGCGCCUGCGAGAACGCCCGUCUCUGGUACGAGGCCUUCUUCCUCUACAAGCAGUCCGGUGACUUCGAUAUGGCCGUGCGCACCGUCAUCGACCACAGCGCCGUGGCCUUCCGCGAGGAGGACUUCUUCGAGGUGAUUCCCAAGGUGAACAACAAGGAGCUCAACUACCGCGCCAUCGACUUCCUGGUGGCCGAGCACCCGAUGCUGCUGCAGCGUCUGCUCAACGCCGUCAAGGACACGCUGGACCACGCCCGCGUGGUGCGCCAGCUCGAGAAGACCGGCAACGUGGCGCUCGUGAUGCCCUACCUGAAGGACGUGCAGUCGGAGAACAUUGCGGGAGUCAACGAGGCCAUCAACAAGGUCUACAUCGAGGACGAGGAGUACGAGAGUCUGCGCAAGUCCAUCGACGCCUACGACAACUUCGACCAGGUGGCCAUGGCCUCGCAGCUCGAGAACCACGAGCUCCUGGAGUUCCGCCGCAUCGCUGCCUACCUGUACAAGAAGAACGAGAAGUGGGAGAAGUCCAUCGCCAUCUCCAAGAAGGACAAGAUGUUCAAGGACGCCAUCGACACCACCGCGCAGUCCAAGAGCAAGGACCUCACCCAGAGCCUGCUCGAGUACUUCAUCGAGAUCCAGGACAAGGAGGCCUUCUGCGCCACCCUCUACACUUGCUUCGAGUUCGUGCAGCCCGAUGUGGUGCUGGAGCUUGGCUUCCGCAACGACAUGAUGAACUUCUGCCUGCCCUACUUCGUGCAGUACGUGAAGGAGCUGAAUGAGAAGGUGACCAACAUGGAGUCCGCGCUGAAGCCCAUGGACAUGCCUCCCAUGGGAAUGAUGCCCCCGAUGCCCAUGAUGCCGCCCAUGGGUAACGGUCUGCCCAUUGCCGACGCCCCCAAGGGAUCUCCUUCCCAGGGUCCUGUUCCCAUGCCGCCCAUGGGCAACAUGCCUCCUAUGGGAAUGAUGCCUCCGAUGGGUAACAUGCCCCCGAUGGGAUCGCCCUCGAAGGGACCUGCCAUGCCUCCGAUGGGAAUGAUGCCCCCGAUGGGCAACAUGCCCCCGAUGGGUAACAUGCCCCCGAUGGGAUCGCCCUCGAAGGGACCUGCCAUGCCGCCCAUGGGUAUGAUGCCCCCGAUGGGAAUGAUGCCUCCUAUGGGCAACAUGCCUCCUAUGGGAUCGCCCGCCAAGGGACCUGCCAUGCCGCCCAUGGGAUCGCCCGCGAACGCUCCUGCCCCCAUGCCCGGAAUGGGAUGGUAAGCGAGAAGCGCAGUGAAGAGAGAGAAAGAAGAGUGAUUUGCUUGCUGU